Neltuma alba is the source of this 1265-nucleotide messenger RNA. RefSeq names its product deSI-like protein At4g17486. Gene Ontology annotation, biological process: protein deubiquitination. The coding region runs from base 333 to 935 and encodes 200 amino acids. The transcript is spliced from 3 exons. NCBI's taxonomy places the organism in Eukaryota, Viridiplantae, Streptophyta, Magnoliopsida, Fabales, Fabaceae. Gene Ontology annotation, molecular function: deubiquitinase activity. The record is from RefSeq and is a predicted model, not a curated record.
CAGUGUCUAUUCCUUGUGGACAUUGCAGCAGCAUUUUCAGUUCCCCCUUUCACAUCUCCCCUUGAUAUCUGCGAAUUCUUGUACCCUUUUGCUUUUCUCAAUGCACAGUUCUAACACGCCCAUUUUUAUUCCUUUUAAUUAAUGCGUGUGUGAGUAAAAUGCAUAGGGCCCUCAAGGAGCUCAGCAAUCGCAUGUUUAUGAGUGAGUCGGGUGAUACUAUGAACUUGGGAACGACAAGUAUAAAAGGGUAAAAGGAGAAGCAAGUGUGUGAUCUUCUCUGCGCUAAGAAUUCCAAGUUGGUAGCAAGUAGCAACCGGUCUGAGGAAGAAAGUAUGGGGGGCAAAAUGUUGAUAAAGAAGCUAGGAGGGUAUCCCGUUUACCUCAACGUCUAUGAUCUCACCCCCAUUAAUGGCUAUGCCUACUGGCUUGGCCUCGGUGUUUACCAUUCUGGUGUUCAAAUUCACGGGGUUGAAUAUGGAUUUGGAGCUCACGAAUACGAUACGACCGGCAUAUUUCUGGUGGAACCCAGACACUGUCCUGGUUUCACAUUCAGAAAAUCUAUCUUCAUAGGAACAACAGAUCUGGGUCCUAAACAUGUUUCGACAUUCAUGGACAAACUAGCUAAUCGCUACUCUGGGAACACCUACCAUCUUAUCACUAAAAACUGCAACCACUUCUGCAAUGAUGUUUGUCUCAGAUUGACAGCAAACUCUAUCCCACGUUGGGUUAAUCGACUUGCUCGACUUGGAUUUCUCUGCAACUGUGUGCUUCCGCCCGAUCUACAAGAAGCAAAGAUUGACAAUUCUCGAGGACGAGCAGGAUCCGAGAAGAAUAAAAUUAACAAGAAAGUGAGAUGCCCUGCCACCGAGUACGAGGCACCCCAGAUUAAAAUAGCAGUUUCUGAUUAUAUAAGCAUCGAGUUUGAAGCGACCUGAUUAUAUUGAGAACAAGGGAAGCUGCCAACUGCCCAUAUCUGCUGUGUAUCUUUAUUCUAGGCUGGCCAAUUGCAAUAGCUGGCCGUUAGGAAGAGAAUCUCUUUGUAAUGAAUGAUUUCUUUUCCCAUACUUGUUCCUGACUGCUCUGUUAGUGCAUUGAUUCAAACUAUCUAGCAUGAUGAAGAAAUAUAGAUACAAGAGGGACCCAUUUCAGAGUCUUUGGUAUGAUGGCAACAAAUUUGCGUGGUUCAAGUACUUCCCACCCUUCUCUAGAAACGCUGCUGGUUCGCUCAUCACCAUUAUUGUAUCUGAAAGCUUUUAAUUUCGAGU